AUGGCCGCUCUGCCUCCCGCCCUGCCCACCUGCAUCCUCCGCGGCCACGCCUCCCACGUCCACUGCCUGCACUUUGCCCGCCACAACGCCCAUCUGCUCUCGGGCGACGCCCACGGCUACGUCGUCUGCUGGCGCCUGGCCACCCAGCGCGCCGUCUACGUGUGGAAGGCCCAUGCCGGCCCCGUCCUGGCCAUUGCCCAAUGGGGUUACGACCGCAUUAUUACUCACGGCCGCGACAACUGCCUCCGGGUAUGGCAGCUCACCCCAGAUGCUCGCUCCACCCAUGCCCUCGCUCUCCCCGCCGACGCGGACAAGCUAGACGCCGCGCUGCCAUGGCUGCUGCACGCCCUUCCCGUCAACACGCUCAACUUCUGCGCCUUUGCCAUGUGCCCCCAGCCACGCCAAACCCGCUCGGACCCUGACCCUGCCCCCAUUCUCAUCGCAGUCCCGGGACGCGAUGACAAGCAGAUUGAGGUUUGGCAACUCCCACAUGAGCUGCUGCAAAUCGUCGUUCCUCGCGUCGAGGCCGUCGAAACAGGAAUGGUCAUGGCGCUAAAACUGGCCCGCCACCCACGCUCGCAGAAGCUGCUGCUCUUUGCUGGCUACGAGGCUGGCGUCACAGCAGCUUUCACACUACCGGCAAACCACACCCGCCCUAGUGUCGAUGCAGCCGAGCUGGUCUAUCUCAGCCAGCCGCACACGCAACCCAUCCUGUCCCUGGACGCCUCGCCCGAUGGCGAUUUCUACUUCACUUCGUCGGCAGAUGCCAGGGUCGCUAUGCACCGCCUGCCAGAUCUCACAUCUGACAUCAGCGACCUGCAUCCCUAUUCUCCCUCUUGUCAGGGCAACUCUGCAGAACAGGCUACACCUUCCGAUAAAGACCCAUGGCGGCCGACCGAUAACACUCCAACCAAGAGUCCUGGAGGUAGACCAUCAGAGGCAAUAAAAGUCGAUUCUCAAACUUCCGACUCGUCCGAACCUUGCCUUUCGUUUGCAAAGGUGCCUGCCAAGAAACCUCCCCACACACCUAAGCCCGGAGGGUUAGCCUCUCUGCUCUCUUCGUCCUAUACAUCGCUCCCCCGCACCAAGCCUGCCCAAUCCACCCGCCCGCUAGUGACGGUGCAGCCCCCGUACAAGACGAUUGACACCAAGCAUGCUGGCCAGCAGUCUCUCCGGGUCCGCUCGGAUGGCCGGCUCAUUGUCACUGCUGGCUGGGACGCCCGCAUCCGCAUCUACAGCAGCAAAACCCUCAAGGAAGUCGCCGUGCUAAAAUGGCACAAGGAAGGCGUGUAUGCAGUAGCAUUUGGCCAAAUAUUGACAGCAGAAGACCUAGCCAAGCAAGAGGAAGAAGCCUGCUUCAUGGCUGCCUUGAACGAGGCACAGAAACAAUCUACACGGGAUAGCGAGGCACACGAUUCAAGCGUGCAGCCCUUGGUGCACAAAUUGGAUACGCUGCUUAAAGUAGGUGGUCAUGACCCCACACAGGCAAUCAGGGAAGCAAAAUCAGAUGCAAGUUUCCAGCAGCUGCUCGGGCAGUACAAGCCAGAUGGACGUCUCCAAGGCCGUAUCAAGGAACGGGAAGACGAAACCAAGAUGAAGCAUUGGGUUGCUGCUGGGGCCAAGGAUGGCAAGGUCAGUUUGUGGGAGGUAUUUUAA
This is a messenger RNA of Exserohilum turcica Et28A, 1656 nucleotides long. RefSeq lists its product as uncharacterized. Bases 1 to 1656 code for a protein of 551 amino acids. Gene Ontology annotation, molecular function: protein binding. The record is from RefSeq and is a predicted model, not a curated record. The transcript has 3 exons. Lineage: Eukaryota; Fungi; Ascomycota; Dothideomycetes; Pleosporales; Pleosporaceae.